AUGCCAAGCGACCACGAGCUCCGCACAGUCGGCGAAUCGCCAAAACGGCCUUGUUCUUUCUGCUGUGAUCUAGACGAAGGGAGACUGAAAAGUUUGCACCAAGACGAUGACUUUGAGUUUCUGUCUUCAUUUUAUGAAAUAGAACUCAAAAAGCUUGUUAAAGGCAGCAAGAAGGGAUGCCAGCUUUGCUACGCCGUCAUAACGGCAGUGAAGCAACUCAUGAAGGUCGAUAUCCCUAUGAAUCGCAUCAAGUGGGAGUACGCUACCGUUUCCAUCAGUUUCGAGGAGGUCAUUCGUUUAUUCACAUGCCUUCCAUAUGCGGAUGUAUCUCAAGGCAUCGGUCCCGAUUGCAUUACCGUUGACAUUGAGCUUUUCGCUACGCCAGAUAAUCCAUCGCCGUGGCCUGCUUUUAAACCAGCGAAUAAAGUAACGGCCAAGCUCCAUUCAAAACGACGGCAAAAAAUCAUUGGAAAUUGGAUCACUACUUGCGCUGCCAACCAUGAAAGCUGCAAUCAGAGGUUUCGUGGUGGCAGCUUUGACGUUCCAGAAGAUGGAAGCGCAGGCCCAUGGAGGCUUCUCAAAAUCUCGAAAAACCCACGAAAUGGAAUAAAGCUGGUUGAUGCAUCCCCGAGCACGGGACCAUAUGUGGCAGUGGUCUCUGCCAGCUCUGCUGUCCUUGAAUACCCAUUGUCCGUAACGUUAUCCCAUAAUCUGAAAGAACGUCAUAACAACAUCCAGUGGUGGCAAAUACCUGUUAGUUUUCAAGAAACGCUUAUAAUUGCGGGAGAGCAAGGCUUGAGUUAUGUCUGGAUACCCGAUUAUUGUGUGGUUCAAGACCAGGAGGAGGAUUUGAACUGGCACCUGGACAGACAUGACACAAUUUUCCGCCGUUCUCACUUCACCAUUGCUCUCACGGGAACCAAUGAUCUUCGACGAAGCAAUUUUGGCCCAAGAAAUGUUUAUUCGUAUAAGCAGGACCUUUCCCCCAAGAGCGUUGCUAUUCAGCUUAGCCAUCAUGGCCGCCGAUACCCAGUCUAUGCGCGCCACUCCAUGUACCGUGCCCACCGGCUGCUCAGGUUCGCUCGCCCUAUGUACAGAAUUCUUGAGCGAUCUGAGCUCACUGCAGUUUUCCGUCAAGGCUCUGCGUUCCAGGGCAUGGUGCUGUCUCCCCGAGUCCUUCACCUGCGCAGCUCUGAGAUGGUUUGGGAGUGCCUCGAAGACAAAAAGUGCGAGUGCAUUGACAAACACGAAAAAGACGAACAAAAGGAUAUUUUACCGAGUUACUGGAAAAUUCUUCCAACAAUUGCCUCUAGCUCCCACUUACGGCUUGCGCAGAUCUUACAACCAUAUAUGCACCUGCCCAUGCCAAACCCCGAGCAAAGGCUAGCGAGCAUUGGCAGUCUUUUACGGCAAUUCUCUCAGGCCACAUCUGAGCCAGGCUAUACUAAAUUCCAGAAUUAUGCAGGACUUGCAGCAGGAUCUCCCGAAGACUUGGCGAACGAACUUCUGUGGAGCCUCCUUGUUCCAAUAGAACUGCCGAGUUUAAUUCGCGGCGGACCAGAACCCGCGGAAUCUGCCUUGAAUGGAGAAGCGGAGAGAGCAUACCGAUGUCACACUCAUUCCAUCCCUACCUGGUCUUGGGUGUCUAUGGUUCUUAGACAAGACGAGACGAUCUGCAACUCCGAGGGCUUCAUAUGGCCAUUUAAGAGCGGUCCACUUGUGUUGGAGAAGUCUUUUCGAUUCAAGGACUAUAAUUGUAAGCCGGCGCCGGGGAGUCGGGGGGAUGGCUUCCUGGCUAGCGAGUGGCUUCUCCAUGUAUCCGGAAAAGUAGCGAUUGGGAGGGCACAAUCGUCACCGCAAGAAAACAUGAGUUUGGGAUCCUACAAGUGUAAUUCUUACUUCCUAUUCAAGCCCUUGAACUAUCAGGGGCCAGAGGCAUCUCACCUCGCGGCAAAUCUUUUCCCGGACUGCAACCGUUGGACCCAUGCACUUGAGGAGGAAGCACACGUCCAUCUACUCUUGCUGGGAGGAAUGGAAGUUCAGGCUGAGGGACGUGAAGAGUACCCACCGCCGGACGCUGACUUCUCAUCAAAAUGGUUAGAUGUCGGGUUGGUCCUGCGUCAGUCAUCGAGGUCCUACGCGGAAGAGGCAUUUGAACGUGUUGGGACAUUUGCUGUGCCGGCCGACUACAAGUACUUUGAGACAUCUUUGGAAAGAAACUUGGCACUAGUCUAA
Colletotrichum truncatum is the source of this 2235-nucleotide messenger RNA. RefSeq lists its product as uncharacterized. NCBI's taxonomy places the organism in Eukaryota, Fungi, Ascomycota, Sordariomycetes, Glomerellales, Glomerellaceae. The record is from RefSeq and is a predicted model, not a curated record.